This is a messenger RNA of Fusarium mangiferae, 1647 nucleotides long. RefSeq lists its product as uncharacterized. Lineage: Eukaryota; Fungi; Ascomycota; Sordariomycetes; Hypocreales; Nectriaceae. The transcript has 2 exons. Gene Ontology annotation, molecular function: carbohydrate:proton symporter activity. Gene Ontology annotation, biological process: transmembrane transport; carbohydrate transport. The record is from RefSeq and is a predicted model, not a curated record. Gene Ontology annotation, cellular component: membrane. Bases 1 to 1647 code for a protein of 548 amino acids.
AUGUUGGCAAAGUCGGGUAGUCAUGACGCUGCCAAGUCGCAGCAUGUUGACAGCGCUGUUCAGUGUUCCAAAGACCCAGCCGAUGAGCACACAGACCACUUGUACUCUGGAAACGCGACUCUAGCCCAAGCAGGCAGUGAACAUGAGCACUCUCUGACAGUCUUGGAAGCCCUUCGAGGAUAUCCCAAGGCUAUUUUUUGGUCGCUGGUAAUCUCGAUGGCCAUCAUCAUGGAAGGUUAUGCAACGGCAUUGGUUGGUAACUUAUAUGCUUAUCCUACCUAUGCUAAGCAAUUUGGAACACGAAUCAGCGGCUCGGACAAUUAUCAAAUUGAAGCACGCUGGCAAAGCGCUAUGGGCAGUGGACCUCAGGGCGGCGCUUUUGUCGGUGCUUUCUUGAAUGGCUGGAUCGUCCACCGAUACGGUUACAAGCCUGCGUUCAGCUUGGCGAUUCUGUUGAUGACAUGCUUUAUUUGCAUCUCCUUUUUUGGCUUCUCAAUCGAGAAGCAAGCGGUUGGCCAAGUCCUGUGCGGCAUUCCUUGGGGCAUGAUAGCCACCAUCGGUCCAGCUUAUGCAUCUGAGAUCUGCCCACUGAAAAUCCGACCUUUCCUGACUGCCUACGUGAACAUGUGUUGGACAAUUGGUCAAUUUAUCAGUGCUGGUGUGCUCAAAAGCUUUAUCGAUCGUACCGAUGAAUGGGCGUGGCGAAUUCCCUUUGGACUCCAGUGGAUGUGGAUGCCUGCUCUUGCAGUUGCAGCAGUCUUCAUGCCCGAGUCUCCAUGGCAUCUGAUCAGAAAAGGCAGAUACUCGGAAGCCGAACAGGUCGUGCAGAAAAGACUAAUGUCAAAACAAGAACAGUCGCACGCGCCAGCACUCGUUGCCCUCAUGAUACAUACGAACAAGCUCGAAGAGGACAUCUCCGCCGGGACAUCCUAUCUAGACUGCUUCCGCGGAACUGACCUUCGCCGGACUGAGGUCGCUUGUGUUGUCUUCAUAGGUCAAGUCACAUGUGGCGCUCAGUUCGCCUAUUCGGCUACAUACUUCUUCCAGCAGGCCGGUUUGAACCCGGAUAAUGCCUAUGCACUAAACCUAGGCGCCACUGCCAUAGGUUUUGUCUGCAGUGGGGUUGUCUGGUUUCUUCUGAAUCGCGUGGGCCGCCGCAGACUCUAUAUCACGGGCAUGUCACUGGAAGCCUUGUGGCUUUUCAUCAUCGGCAUGCUCACCUUUUCCAAGAGUCCUAGCGCCAAAUGGGUGCAGGCAGCCCUCUGUCUGGUAUGGCUAGGAACGUUUCAUCUUUCGCUUGGUCCUGUCGGUUGGGUAAUACCCGCCGAAGUAUCUUCAACGCGGCUCCGAUCAAAGACUGUUGUUUUGGCAAGGAAUGCGUACUACCUCGUCAUUUGUGUCGCCAACACAAUUCAGCCUUAUAUGAUGAAUCCCGCUGCAUGGAAUUGGAAGGGGAAAGCAGGAUUCUUCUGGUUUGGGUUUGCUUUCCUCACUGCAGUAUGGGCUUUCUUUCGUAUGCCUGAGACAAGGCUUAGAACAUACAACGAACUCGACCUGAUGUUUGAAGCCAAGUUGCCAACUAGGAAGUUCCGCAAUCAUGUUAUUAAUCGUUUGGAGAUUGAAGAUAGUCCGGAUGUUAAAGCUUGA